AUGGAGACACACAACUUCACAGUGGUGAGAGAAUUCAUCCUGAUGGGCAUCACAGAUCGUCCUGAGCUGCAGGUCCCAUUGUUCUUGCUGUUCCUCCUCAUCUAUGUGGUCUCCGUCGUAGGCAACUUGGGAAUUAUCAUCCUCACCACGGUGGACUCCAGGCUGAAGACCCCAAUGUACUUUUUCCUAAGACACCUGGCUCUCACAGAUCUUGGUUAUUCCACAGCUGUGGGACCCAAAAUGUUGUCCAAUUUUGUUGUAGAACAAAACACAAUCUCCUACUGUCUUUGUGCUACCCAGCUAGCAUUCUUUUUGGUGUUCAUUGGUAGUGAACUUUUCAUUCUGUCUGCCAUGUCCUACGACCGCUACGUGGCCAUCUGUAACCCACUGCUCUACACUGUCAUCAUGUCACAGAGGGUGUGUUGGGUCCUGGUGACAAUCCCCUAUCUCUACUGCACAUCUGUGUCUCUUCUAAUCACCAUAAAGAUUUUCACUCUGUCCUUCUGUGGCUAUAAUGUCAUCAAUCAUUUCUUCUGUGACUGUAUUCCCUUGAUAUCUUUGCUCUGCUCAAAUACUAAGGGAAUCGAAUUUAUAAUCAUGAUCUUCGCUGCUUUUGAUUUGCUUAUCUCCCUUCUGAUUGUCCUUGUGUCUUACCUGCUCAUUCUUAUAGCCAUUCUGAAGAUGAACUCUGCUGAGGGUAGGCGCAAAGCUUUCUCCACAUGUGGGUCCCACCUGACUGUGGUUACAGUCUUCUAUGGGACCUUGAUAUUUAUGUAUGUGCAACCUGAAUCUAGUCAUUCCAUUGAUACUGACAAAGUAUCUUCUAUAUUUUAUACCUUGAUCAUUCCAAUGUUCAAUCCCUUGAUAUAUAGCUUGAGAAACAAAGAUGUAAAAUAUGCCCUACAAAGGACAAGGGAAUAUAUUUGCAAUUUUUUUCUGAAAGGAUACUCCUGA
Perognathus longimembris pacificus (Pacific pocket mouse) is the source of this 954-nucleotide messenger RNA. RefSeq names its product olfactory receptor 8K3-like. Gene Ontology annotation, molecular function: olfactory receptor activity; odorant binding; G protein-coupled receptor activity. The transcript has a single exon. The record is from RefSeq and is a predicted model, not a curated record. NCBI's taxonomy places the organism in Eukaryota, Metazoa, Chordata, Mammalia, Rodentia, Heteromyidae. Gene Ontology annotation, cellular component: membrane. Gene Ontology annotation, biological process: sensory perception of smell; G protein-coupled receptor signaling pathway. Bases 1 to 954 code for a protein of 317 amino acids.